GAGAGUCUCGAAAACGACUGUUGUGAGUUGAGGAGUUCGCUAAGGAUUUGGAAGCACUUUUUUCGGUUUUGGAUUUCGAAAACGACUACAACGACUGACCAUAAUCUGAUUACACUCACGUUGCAUCCGGGGGUUCCACGUGGUGCCGGUGGUGGUCAUCUGUCGGAUUCGGUCGGUAGUCUUUUCGCUGGAAGGAUCAGCUGCUUGCAAAGCAAAAGGAUUACUGGGAGGAGGAAAAAAAAAGGAUUAAGGGGAAGUUCGUGUGCGCAACUUCUUGGGUGCGGCGUGCAAAAUUUAAUUGAAUAUGUGUGUUGAAGGUGGGGCAGCCACCCCGCAAGCCUCGUAUCAGUGCAUGAGAUCGUGAAGCUUUUCCGUCUGUUUUUUUGUUCCUUGUGGUGCUUUCUUGGGCUAGGGGUGGCAUGCCCAAGCCGGAGCUCUCGUCGGAAAGCUCGAAGCUGCUGGUGCGAUGAAGUUGAAUGUGUUUGCAUGGGCGGAAUUUGUAAUGUGCUUAAUGGUUUCACGAGCUUUGGCCGCCGCACCACCUUUGAAGUUCAAGUUUUGGCCCAAAGUGUUGUACUUGACGACGUCAACGAUUACGACUACAAGGACAACGCAAGGAUACUCCGCGUCGCCGCCGCUACCCCUCCUCCAGGACUGGUGACUAACCGUCCUGCUACUGCUGCUGUACUUUUGCUGCCAUCAUCACGUUCAGCGUUCGGAAGUGAUGGUAGAUCCACUCAAGAUCUUCUGGGUACUCACAAACAGCACGUAUCUAGUUACCAAGUUUAUCCGUAUUGGCAUCGCCGACAAGAAUGACAACCCACCGUACUUCGACAAGGCCCUGUACGAGGCGGAGGUCGACGAGAACGAGGACAUCCAGCACACCGUACUCACCGUCACCGCCAAGGAUCACGAUGAGUCCUCGCGUAUUCGAUAUGAGAUCACGAGCGGUAACAUAGGCGGUGCCUUUGCGGUGAAAAACAUGACGGGCGCGAUCUACGUCGCCGGGGCCCUGGAUUACGAGACCAGAAAGCGAUACGAACUCCGGCUGGCCGCGUCCGAUAACCUGAAGGAAAACUACACCACCGUGGUGAUCCACGUCAAGGACGUCAACGACAACCCGCCCGUGUUCGAGCGGCCCACGUACCGCACCCAGAUUACCGAGGAGGACGACCGGAAUCUGCCCAAGCGCGUCCUGCAGGUGACGGCCACCGACGGCGAUAAGGAUCGGCCCCAGAACAUCGUGUACUUCCUCACCGGGCAGGGUAUCGACCCGGACAACCCGGCCAACAGCAAGUUCGACAUCAACCGGACCACCGGCGAGAUCUUCGUGCUCAAGCCCCUCGAUCGCGAUCAACCCAACGGUCGGCCCCAGUGGCGCUUCACCGUGUUCGCCCAGGACGAGGGCGGCGAAGGGUUGGUCGGGUACGCCGACGUGCAGGUCAACCUGAAGGACAUCAACGACAACGCGCCAAUCUUCCCCCAGGGUGUUUACUUUGGCAACGUGACGGAAAAUGGAACCGCCGGCAUGGUGGUGAUGACCAUGACCGCCGUGGACUACGACGAUCCGAAUGAGGGUACGAACGCGAAGCUGAUCUACUCGAUCGAGAAGAACGUGAUCGAGGAGGAGACGGGCUCGCCGAUCUUCGAGAUCGAGGCGGACACCGGUGUGAUCAAGACGGCCGUGUGCUGUCUGGAUCGCGAGCGCACCCCGGACUACUCUAUACAGGUCGUGGCGAUGGAUGGAGGGGGGCUCAAAGGGACCGGGACGGCCUCUAUACGCGUCAAGGAUAUAAACGAUAUGCCGCCGCAGUUUACCAAGGACGAGUGGUUUACGGAGGUUGACGAGACGGACGGGACGAACCUGCCGGAGAUGCCGAUCCUGACGGUGACAGUGCACGAUGAGGAUGAGACGAACAAGUUCCAGUACAAGGUGAUCGAUAACAGUGGGUAUGGCGCGGAUAAGUUUACCAUGGUGAGGAACAACGACGGAACGGGCAGUUUGAAGAUCGUUCAGCCGCUGGAUUACGAGGAUCAGCUGCAGAGCAAUGGAUUCCGGUUCCGUAUUCAGGUGAACGACAAGGGCGAAGACAAUGACAAUGACAAGUAUCACGUGGCUUACUCGUGGGUUGUGGUUAAACUGCGCGACAUUAACGACAACAAACCACAGUUUGAGCGGCCGAACAUUGAAGUUUCGGUGUACGAAAACGCUGACGUUGGUAAGACGUUGGAGACGUUCAAGGCUACCGACCCAGAUCAGGGCGGUAAGAGCAAGGUAUCGUACGCGAUCGACCGAUCGUCCGAUCGGCAGCGACAAUUCUCGAUCAACCAGGAAGGAACUGUGACGAUCCAGCGACAACUCGAUCGCGAAGUGACGCCUCGUCACCAGGUCAAGAUCCUGGCGAUCGAUGACGGAAUCCCACCGAAAACCGCAACCGCGACGCUGACCGUGAUCGUGCAGGACAUCAACGACAAUCCGCCCAAGUUCCUGAAGGAUUACCGACCGGUGCUGCCGGAGCACGUGCCACCGCGUAAGGUCGUGGAGAUCCUCGCCACCGACGAUGACGAUCGUUCAAAGAGCAACGGACCACCGUUCCAGUUCCGACUGGACCCCGGAGCGGACGACAUCAUCCGAGCGUCGUUCAAAGUCGAACAGGACCAGAAGGGUGCCAACGGUGACGGAAUGGCGAUCGUGUCUUCGCUGCGAUCGUUCGAUCGCGAACAACAGAAAGAGUACCUGAUUCCGAUCGUAAUCAAAGAUCACGGAAAUCCGGCCAUGACGGGCACGAGUACACUUACCGUAGUGAUAGGAGAUGUGAAUGACAAUAAAAUGCAACCCGGCUCGAAGGAGAUCUUUGUGUACAACUACUUGGGUCAGGCGCCGGACACGCAGAUAGGACGGGUGUACGUGUACGAUCUGGACGAUUGGGAUCUGCCCGACAAGAAGUUCCACUGGGAGACGAACCACGAGCACCCGCGGUUCAAGCUGGACGAGGACAACGGUAUGAUAACGAUGCGAACGGGAACAAAGGACGGCAGGUAUCACCUGAGGUUCAAGGUGUACGAUCGGAAGCAUACGCAGUCGGAUGUGCAGGCGAACGUGACGGUCACGGUGCGGGAGAUUCCACACGACGCGGUCACCAACAGCGGGUCGAUCCGGAUAGCGGGCAUUACGGACGAGGACUUUAUUCGGGUGUGGAACUACAGGACGCAGAGCCUGUCGCGGAGCAAGCUGGAUCGGUUCAAGGACAAGCUGGCGGAUCUGCUGAACACGGAUCGUGAGAAUGUGGAUGUGUUCAGCGUACAGCUGAGACGGAAGCACCCCCCGCUAACGGACGUGAGGUUCUCGGCGCACGGAUCGCCGUACUACAAGCCGGUGAGGCUGAACGGAAUCGUGCUGAUGCACCGGGAGGAGAUCGAGAAGGAUGUUGGGGUGAACAUUACGAUGGUUGGCAUUGACGAGUGUUUGUACGAGAAUCAGAUGUGCGAGGGGUCGUGUACGAACACGCUGGACAUCAGUUCGCUGCCGUACAUGGUGAACGCGAACAAGACUUCGCUGGUGGGAGUUCGGGUGGAUGUGUUGGCGGAGUGUACGUGCGGAGCGAGGAACUUUAGCAAGGCGGAGUCGUGUCGAUCGUCACCGUGCUUCAACGGAGGACGCUGCAUGGAGACGAGGUACGGACUGUCGUGUUCGUGUCCAACCGGAUACACUGGGCCACGGUGUCAACAGACGACGCGAAGCUUCCGCGGUAACGGUUGGGCGUGGUAUCCACCGCUGGACAUGUGCGACGAUAGUCAUUUGAGCUUUGAGUUCAUCACGAGGAAGUCCGAUGGUCUGCUGUUGUAUAACGGACCGAUCGUGCCUCCAGAGCGGGACGAGCUGCUGGUGUCGGACUUUAUUUCCGUCGAGUUGGAGAGAGGUUACCCAAGACUGCUGAUUGACUUUGGCUCCGGCACGCUGGAGCUGCGGGUCAAAACGAAGAAGAGCCUGGACGAUGGCGAGUGGCAUCGGUUGGACAUCUUCUGGGACACGGAGAACGUCCGGAUGGUUGUGGACUACUGCAAGUCGGCGGAGGUCAACGAAAACGAAGACGGAUCACCUCCGGAAUUUGACGAUUCGACUUGUCAAGCGCGGGGAACAAUCCCACCGUUCAACGAGUACUUGAACGUAAACGCACCGCUGCAGAUCGGUGGAUUCUACCGGGAACAGUUUGAUCCGACGCACUACCGAUGGAACUACAUGCCGAUGGGCAAGGGCUUCGACGGUUGCAUCAAGAACCUGGUGCACAACAGCAAGCUGUACGAUUUGGCCCAUCCGGGACUGUCGAGGAACAGCGUUGCCGGUUGUCCCCAGACGGAAGAGGUGUGCAGCCAGAGUGAGCAGACUUCGCGCUGCUGGGAGCACGGAAACUGCGUGGGAAGCUUCACGGAAGCACGGUGUCAGUGCCGACCGGGCUGGACGGGCCCAGCGUGUAACAUCCCAACGAUCCCAACCACGUUCAAGCAGCAGUCCUACGUCAAGUACGCGCUGAGCUUCGAGCCGGAUCGGUUCAGCACGCAGAUUCAGCUGAGGUUCAGGACGCGCGAGCAGCACGGAGAACUGUUCCGAGUGAGCGAUCAGCACAACCGUGAGUACGGCAUCCUGGAGAUUAAGGACGCACGAUUACGGUUCCGGUACAAUCUGAACUCGCUGCGCACGGAAGAGCGGGACAUUUGGCUGAACGCGAUCGGCGUUGAUGACGGGCAGUGGCACGUGGUGCGGGUCAACCGACACGGGUCGGCCGCUACGCUGGAGCUUGAUGGUGGUGAGGGCCGUCGGUACAACGAGACGUUCACCUUCGACGGACACCAGUGGCUGCUGGUGGACAAGCAGGAGGGCGUCUACGCGGGCGGUAAGGCGGAGUACACGGGCGUGCGAACGUUCGAGGUGUACGCCGACUACCAGAAGAGCUGUUUGGAUGAUAUUAGACUCGAGGGUAAACACUUGCCCCUGCCACCGGCCAUGAACGGCACCCAGUGGGGUCAGGCCACCAUGGCGCGGAACCUGGAGCGCAACUGUCCGUCCAACAAGCCGUGCGCCAACGUCAUCUGUCCCGAUCCGUUCGAGUGUGUGGACCUGUGGAACGAGUACGAGUGCACUUGCGGCGAGGGUCGCGUCAUGUCGCCGGACGGCAAGGGCUGCAUGGAUCGGAACGAGUGUCUCGAUCUGCCCUGCCUCAAUGGGGGCGUCUGCGUCAACCAGGAGCCCAAGCUGCGCUACCGGUGCGACUGCCCGGACGGCUUCUGGGGCGAAAACUGCGAGCUCAUCCAGGAGGGCCAAACGCUGAAGCUGAGCAUGGGCGCGCUGGCCGCCAUCCUCGUCUGUCUGCUAAUCAUCCUGAUCCUAGUCCUGGUGUUCGUGGUGUACAACCGGCGGCGCGAGUCCCACAUCAAGUACCCGGGCCCGGACGACGACGUGCGGGAAAACAUCAUCAACUACGACGACGAGGGCGGCGGUGAGGACGACAUGACCGCGUACGACAUCACCCCGUUGCAGAUCCCGAUCGGACCGAUGCCGGAGCUGACGCAGUGCAAGAUGCCACCGCUGAUGUACCCCGUGAUGACGAUGGGACCGGGCCACGAACCCAACGUCGGAAUGUUCAUCGAGGAGCACAAGAAGCGGGCGGACAGCGAUCCGAACGCACCGCCGUUUGACGACCUGCGGAACUACGCGUACGAGGGCGGUGGCAGUACGGCCGGAUCGCUCAGCUCGCUGCAGUCGGGUACCGACGACGAGGUGCAGGAGUUUGACUACCUGGACGCGUGGGGCCCCCGGUUCGACAAGCUGGCCAACAUGUACGGCGAGCACCACCCGACGGAUCUGGACGAGCUGAACUAAGCGCGCCUCCAACCCCCCACACGAGAAAAAAAGCCACAACAACAACAACAGUAUCAUCAUCAUUAACCUCCCUCGCUGCCACGUGGACAACAAACAACAACAGGUUAGCAUCAAACGAGAGAGAGAGAGAGAGGGCUUUAGUUGUUCAGUUUUUUUUUUGUAACGGAGAAAGAGAAAGCAAAACAAAAAAAUGUGUGGGAGAGGGAAGUCGGGGAAAAGCUAAACCAAAGUUUAAUUAUUAAUGUUGAGUGGUGGUGGUGACUCACUCACUCACUCACACAACCAAACGCACGGAACUGGUAUCCCCUCUACACUGUGAGAAGAAGAGAGCGAAAGAGAGAGAGAGAGAGAGAAACGAUGGAUGACAGAUCGCUCACUUUGAGAGCGAUGUAAUUAUGAUUCAUCAAACUAAGUACCGAAUAUCAACGAGUUUUUAAUGAGUGAAGUUCUCGGUCGAAUUCUGGUUCAGUGGAAUUUACACGAGACAAAAACAAAACACAAACACACAUAUACACUCCGACAAGUAUACAAACAACAGUUGAACCGGGACUCUCACUCACACACGUUUAAAGGUUAAGAUUUUUUAAGUUUAUUUAUUCAAAACAAUCGAAACAAGAGAGAGAGGGAGAGCAAUCGAAGUACCUUCCAGCCAGUCAGAUUUUUGUUUUGCUUAAAAUUUUAAACGCAAAUUAGCAAUUUUGUUACUUUAGUUUGUUAAGAAAGACACACGAAUCAUUCGUUUUUAUCUUGAUUUAAUAGCAUUAGCCAGCAGAAAACAAAAAGCCACUGUUCCUGUUUUUUGUCUUAAGUAAGUGUAAACAAAGGGUUUUUUAGUAGGAAAAACUGUGACACACGAUUGUUUUUAUAAAACAUAGUAGGCUGAUGAGGGGUCACUCACAACGCAAACACUCUCACCAACACUCACACACGACAAAAACAACAACAACAUCCACUCACUGAACACUUUUUAGUACGAAUACAACUUUUACAUGGCCAUCUACGAUCUACACGACGCGGCGGGAGAAUAACGAGAACAUCGCAAACUAGUUUGUAACUAAACUAAAAAGAGAAAUAAGUGUAUUUAGAAACAGCAGAAAAACACACACUCACACACAUGAAAUUUAAGCUAAGUAAAUCAAAUAUACUGAUCGUGCGAGAAAAUCAAGCAUAACAAUUCCGAAAGGCCGAAACUGAGAAAUUUGGAGAGCGAAAAGUGGUUGAAAAUCAGUCAUAAUCCGUGGAGAGAGGAGAGAACACGUGAGUGUUUUAAGGUAAUUUAUUUAUGUCGUAAGGAAAACUAAUAUUAAAAAAAAAAAAACAAAAGAGAAAAUGAUAUUGUACAUCCAAAGACUGUAACGUUUGUUCGUAUAUAACUUUUCGUUUUUACUUAUGAUUUUUCGAGUAUUUAAGUAACUAGAAAUCGCAGCAGCAAGCCGAAGCAAACUGAAUUUAAGGAGUUCGGUGCAGGCUGCUUACUCUCUUACUAAACAGACACACGGAGAGAAAGAGUGGGAGUGUAAACAGAAUCUUUUUUAAAAGAAACGCCAUCCCGAAAGAUAACACAAACUCACAGACUAACUUUCCCCCUCUCCUAAACAGAGAUGAUAUGUUAACUAUUUCUCAUCGCAAACCACACACAAACACAAAACGGUUAGGUUUCUUCUUUGUUGAUACAGGAAAUAGACAAACAUACUCACGAUAUGAAAAUCCCCCCUUUUCAUCCAAUCAUCCGGAAGUUCCCCCCUCCAAAAGUAGUGUAACGAUUUACAAAUUUGCGGAAACGCCUUCCGGAAGGUUUUAUGACCUUUUGAAAAGGAUACCCCGACACAAGCACACACUCAGCCACAUUCACUCCACACUUUUACACUAACACACGUGCGAAACGACGUGAGAGAUGAGGAGAAAAAGAAAACGAAAAAAACAAACUGAAUCUGUAUUAUUAAACAAUAUUAUUACUAACUUAGGUGAAGAAACAACAAACAAAAAAACGAUAUUACUUAGUACGCUCAUUAUUCUAGAACGUUAUUUAAUCAAAGCCAUGACAACAAACACACUCACACAUUGACAAUUCGAAAAUGGUACCCAUUUUUAACCCGUUGCACACCCACACACUCACACCCCAAAAAUUGGACAUUGUUUUGUUUACCCUUUUGCGAGUCGCUAGUUGAAAUCGGAACCGUUCUUUUUUAGUACAGUUUAGUACAUUGAAAUCGACAUCAUCAUCGAAAAAGAGGCACGCUUGCGUCAAUUCACCCAGCUGUGGGAUUUCACCCAAAGUUGGGUGAACUGAGGUGAGCGUGCACCCACGCUCUCACCAAUCCACACUCACUCACCAACACAACCACAUUUACACGCGCGCAUUCCCUUCGACGGUCGAAGCUCACACUAAUACAUCUAACCACGCGAGAGUAUGUGCGAGAGGAAAUUCAUGCACGCUUAUUAGAGAAGCUCUAAAUUUUGGGUUACUUUUACCCACGAAAUAACAACAAAAGAAGACCUGCUAAAAAAAUGUUUUAAAUUUAGGUUAGUUUUGCUCAAUCUUGAGUGAAGCUAGCCUAUUCUAAGUCACAUAAAAACACUCAUAUUUCUUUAAAACAAAAUUUACUAAAAUUUUAACAGGUUUUAUCACAAAUUUAGGUAAUUUUCUCUCACAUCAGUUUUGAUAAAAAAAAUUAUAAGAAUAGAAUUUGAUUUCUUCAAAACAAAGCUUACUCACGUUUGAGUAGGUCAAGCGAUUUGCGAAUAUGGGUUAUUUUCUCGCAAAUCUUGAUGAAAAUAGCCUGAAGUUGGACAACCUUUCUCAAUCCUAAGUGAGAUUUGUUUCGAAGAAAUCUUUGGGAAUUUGUUUGAGUGUAAACAAUUGGUAAGCUUUACUUCAAAAAUGGAUAAAAAAUAACCCAAAAUUUGGCGUUCUUCGAACGAGCGCGUACACACUUAAAUGAAAAUUGAGAAUCACACAUCGCGCGACCUAAGAACUCGUUAGUUAAUUGAAAUCUAUCUUUUUUAAAAUAAAGGAAAAAAAAGUCAACUGAAACUGCGCAUAAACUAAUAAAACAAAAAAAAAUACUGGACACCUUUGAGCCGCCGGCAGAAGAUGGUUAAUUCUACUCGUAAGAAAAAAAACAAAAAAAUAGCACUAAAUUCCCCUUAAAUGGCGACUCACAUAAUUCAGAGAGAGAGCGGUGGACGAAAAAACGACACAUUUUAGAUGAAAUUCAACCGAAAUCGCAGAAGAAGCAAAAAAAAUCUGGUGUUGCAUCAAUAGAGAAAAAAAAAGAAGCAGAAAACCGUGAAAAACUACCAAAAUCCUAGUGUAAAUAUAGUGUUGUAAUAAGAAUAAGCAAAUUAAGGGAAAAAAACAUGGCAUAGAAAGAAGCAUUGUCGUACUAGAAAAAAGGGGGCUUUCAAUAAACAAAGUAAACAAAAAAACAAGUUUUUUCUAACCCGACAACUGUGAGGAAUAAGAAAUGGAAAGAAGCAAAAAGUGCAGCAGAUUUAUGAAUGAAGUAAACAAUGUUACUUAGAGAAAAUUUUAGACAAACAACACACUGUCACACACAUACAUUGGAAACACUCACUCACACAGUCACACACAAACAUUAUACAAACAACAACAAAAUCGACGACGUUCAAUUAUGGUUAGAACAAAAAAAACAUCAAGAGGAAGAAAAAAAAAUGCUAAACAAAAAAAAAAGGAGAAAGUCACUGAAAUAAAUCUGAAUGAAUGAUACAGAAAUGUGCUGGUUGAAAAA
This is a messenger RNA of Culex pipiens pallens (northern house mosquito), 9630 nucleotides long. Its product is annotated as neural-cadherin. NCBI's taxonomy places the organism in Eukaryota, Metazoa, Arthropoda, Insecta, Diptera, Culicidae. Bases 725 to 5878 code for a protein of 1717 amino acids. The record is from RefSeq and is a predicted model, not a curated record. Gene Ontology annotation, molecular function: cadherin binding; calcium ion binding. Gene Ontology annotation, biological process: homophilic cell-cell adhesion. The transcript has 12 exons. Gene Ontology annotation, cellular component: catenin complex; plasma membrane.